Messenger RNA from Condylostylus longicornis, 3882 nucleotides. RefSeq lists its product as uncharacterized. The transcript has 6 exons. NCBI's taxonomy places the organism in Eukaryota, Metazoa, Arthropoda, Insecta, Diptera, Dolichopodidae. The record is from RefSeq and is a predicted model, not a curated record. Gene Ontology annotation, cellular component: extracellular matrix. Gene Ontology annotation, molecular function: cell adhesion molecule binding. Gene Ontology annotation, biological process: cell adhesion; extracellular matrix organization. Bases 1 to 3882 code for a protein of 1293 amino acids.
AUGAAAUUAUUUUUGGUGCUAAUUGGCACAUUGUGCCUUUUCAAAGGAUCUGUAUCACAAGGAUUUUUAUCACCAUUCAAUGAUUUGGUGGAUUUUUUAUAUGUUGGAAAAGUUCUGGAACAUAAACAGCCAAACCACUUUAAUCCACAUAGAAGACAAUUUUCAGUUGGUCAGUCACCACCAUUUAUAUCAACAGGACAACAAUCACAUGGAAAUCAACACAGAUUUAAUAUUCCUCAAGGAAAACAAAGUCAAUAUGUAAUUCAGCAAUCACCCAGUGUUGAAAUUCCUCUCAAUUCAAUACAACAAAAAACAAACCAAAGGCAACAUAGUGCUGGUGUUCGAUUUCCUGAUAAUAGUAAUCAAUUUCGUGGUGCCAAUCCUCCGCAACAACAACACCAUACUCAAACGAGUUUUAUACCGAACUUCUCACCUCAAUCUACAAUUCAAACAAUUCAAUCACAACAGCAGCAACAACCUCAUAAUGUGCAGCACCAAAGAUCCAUACAGAACCAAUUGAGGGUGCCACAAAGUCCAUUCGAUCCUCAACAAUCUCAACAACAACCUCAGCAGCCACUUUUGCAAAAGCAAACACUAGGAACAAUUCGUGAACAGUAUAUACAACAAGUCGGUCCUCAACAAGCUUUACCAGAAAGGGUAUUAAAUUCACAUUUUAAUCCACAAAAUUUACUUGCACCUGCAAGUAAUUUACAGCAAAAACAUCAACAACAACAGCAACACCAUGCAUUGCAAGUUCAACAGGGCGUAUUUCCCCAAGGUCAAUCUCCACCAACUUUACAACCUCCACCCCAAUUUCAAAACAACGCGCAACAAAUACAACCACCAAAAUCUCAGCAAUUGCCAAUUAUUGAACCAUCAACUCAACAAUAUUUUACACAAACCCAACAAACCUUCCAACAAAAACCAGUUUUUCCAACCGCCCCACAUUUGACAUCUGCACAGCAGUUUGGGAAUGGACAAUUUGUGCCAUCGUCGCAACCACAAUUACAAUUUUCAAAUAUUCCUCAGCUAGAAAUACAGCAGACUUUACCUCAAGUUCAAAAUGUUCAACAAUUUAGAACACCCCUUCCACAACAAUUAGUUCCACAACAACCAAUUCCUCACCAGCAAUUCGCAAGUCAGCAACAACAAAUUCUUCAUGGUCAAAUACCUAAUCAACAGUUCACGCAUCAACAACUGCAUACGAUACAGCAAGAACUACAACAACAACAAUUUCAGCAACAACAACUACCUAACUUUUUGAGUGUAGCACAAUUCCAGCAACCUACGGCAACUCAAUUCCAAUCAUCGCCUCAACUAUCAGUUAAUCCGAACUUUCAAAAUCAUCAACAAUUACAACCUCAAAACAGCAAUCCUAUACAGCAGCAACCUAAACAAGAAAAAGUUUUAGUUCAGCAAAAUGGAAAUAUCUUAUUCUCAGGAUCUGAAACUCCUGGUAAUUCGCAAUUCCAAACCAUUAUAAGUCCAAUCCAAAAAACUACUGUCGAUCAAGAACUAAAAUUGAAACUUAAAAAAGAACAUGAGCAAUUUGUCCAAAAACAAUUUGAGAAACAACAAAACAAAGUUAAACAACUUCAUGAUGAAUUUAUUCAAAAACAGCAACAAAUCAAGGGAACUAGUACAAUUAAAGAAUCAUUCUUUGAUUUAACAACACCCACCUCAAGAGGUCGUCCAAUAAUUCAUCCAUCUGAAUCUGAAUUAUUUAAUUUAGCAGUAAAAAAAUAUAAUGAAGAACACCCUACCACUCCAACAACAACUACAACUUCAGAAAAAAUUAAAACUUCUGACCAAGAUCCAUAUGAAAUAUUACUGCAAGCACAACGGAAAGACAUUUAUAGUCAAUUGAAACUUGAAACUGACAAAUCGAAAUUAUCAAAAACUAAAGCUGGUAAGCCAUUAGGACGUGACGAAUUACUUAAACAGCUUAAAGCAGCUCUCGCCGAAUCUUCUCAAAGUCAACCGGCUAAUAAAACUUAUGAAGAAACCGAUUUAGUUUUACCAAAUGGACAACGAGUUCAAGUAAUCCGUACUAAUAACCCGAAUUUAAUACCAAAGGACCAAUUACAGUCGGUUAUUACACAACAAGAGCUAAAUGAACAAAAUUUAAAACAGAAGCAACAAGCUCAACAAAAAUUGGUUACAACUUCUAAGAAAUCUCAAUACAAUUUCCCAGCCGAUCUACACAAAGUGGCACCUAAGGUUUCUCAAGACUUGGUUCUUCCAGAUGGCAAGAAAGUCGAGAUUAUUAGACAAAGCUCUCCCAGUUCUGGAGGUUUUGAUUUAUCGCAACUUGCUAACUUAUACGGAGGGGCAGCCGUUGGGUCUGAUGACACUAACAGUUUAGCAAGUUCGGCUGUUAUCACAUCUGAUUCAGAUGAACCACCAUCUUUAGAAGAACUUGCAAAACGUGGACUGAUUCCGGAAGGUUAUGAGAUUCAAGGUCUUUCAAGUAGUAGUUCGAAACCAAAACCAACACAACCACCACCUACUAAAAAGAAAGCAACAUAUGUUUAUUUAGAAGAACAACCUGACGGCAGCUUCAAAAUUCAAGGAGUAAAGGCUAAUGGCGAAAAAGAUACAAAAACAACUGGAAGCGAAGUCGAAAGCAUAUUAGAAAGAAUUAAGAGCGGUGAAAUCAAACUUCCGCCAACCGUGAAGAGAUUGCAUUUACCAUCAGAGGACGAAGUUCUAGAACAAUCAACGAUUUCUUCCACUACUACUACAACAACAACAACAACAACAGCGUCACCUCCGUUACCAACAUCGACAUAUACGCCAAGAGUAACAUUCCCCAGCAGUACUGCUUCACCAUAUUCUACAGUUGUCCCAUUGAUUAAUAGAUCAAGUCAAGGUCAUACUGCAACAUAUCGUUCAACAACACUUCCAUCUCGAACAACACAUAACGAAAUAUAUACUAGUUCAACUCAUAAGCCUGUUACAGAAAAAUUAACGGCGACAACUGAAAAACAAUUUGAACAACAGACAUCAAAUCCUGGAGAAGAUUUAGUACAAAUUCUAAGACAAAACGGACUUUAUGCAAUGUCUAAAUACCUAAAGCAGUCUGGUCUUGAUAGUAUUCUAAAUGAAACAGGACCAUAUACAGUUUUUGUACCAACUGAUAAAGCGUUCAAAAAUCUUUUGAUUCAACUUGGUGGACCUGAAAGAGCCGAAGAGAAAUUCAAAUCAAAUCCAAGAUUAUUAAGCGGGCUUCUAUUGCAUCAUGUUAUUCCUGGUGCUUUUGAGGUAUCAUCGCUACAAGAUGAAAUGACAGGAGUUUCUUUGGCUGGAACACAAUUAAGGGUCAAUCAAUACACAAUGCAUGACCAGGAAUGGAAUGACGUUUUAAUUACCACAAUCAAUGGAGCUAUGAUUGUAAAUGAAAAGAAAGACAUAAAAAUACCACAAGGAAUAGCACAUGGUGUAGAUCGGGUAAUGUUUCCCUUACCAGUUGGUGAUUUACUACAAACAUUGCAAUCAGAUCGUGAAAAUCGAUUUACAAAUUUCUUAAAGAUUCUAUACACAUCUGGAAUGUCAGAAAUUCUUCAAAACAAAGGAACUAAAACUUAUACUGUAUUCGCUCCAACUGAUAAGGCAUUCAAUGAACUCGAAACAGAAGACCUACAAAAAUUAUUAACUGAAAAAGAUUUAGCAGAGUCAUUUGCCAUGAAACAUAUAAUGCCAACAACAUUAUUCUCAGCUGGCAUGAGAUUCUACCAAGUUAAAGAUUCACUUUUAGAGGGUAAAACAAUAACUUUACAGAAAACAAAUGCUGGCCGAAUAAAAGUAAAUGAAGCUUCAAUGAUAGCACAAAAUAUACCAGCAACAAAUGGUGUAAUUCAUGUUUUAGAUGGUAUUCUAUAA